This is a messenger RNA of Spinacia oleracea (spinach), 1302 nucleotides long. Its product is annotated as pentatricopeptide repeat-containing protein At1g09900-like. Lineage: Eukaryota; Viridiplantae; Streptophyta; Magnoliopsida; Caryophyllales; Amaranthaceae. The record is from RefSeq and is a predicted model, not a curated record. The transcript has 2 exons. Gene Ontology annotation, molecular function: protein binding. The coding region runs from base 1 to 1302 and encodes 433 amino acids.
AUGCGUUGUUGUGCAACUUAUACAUUACCCCUUUUACGCAAGCUCCCCAAAAGGCUGGCUCUUUUUCACCAUUAUUAUGUAAAUCAUUCAGUUUCAUGUGUUCUUCAAACUUCUGAUACGAGUGAUGAUAGCAAUUGUGAUGGCCCUAGUUCUAGUCAUUAUUGUGAUUAUUCUGUUGCACAUAGAGAAAUGAGAGAUUAUGCAAAGAUGGGUUGUGUUCAAAAGGCACUAGAGACUCUCAAUUCAUUUGGGUAUGCAGGGGGGAAACCGUCGGUGUAUGAUUAUAAUGCUUUAAUUUAUAGCUAUUUGAAGUCUCGAAACGUGGUUUUUGAUGAAUUGGGUCGAGUCUGUUUCCAUAUGAAGGAAUUUGGGUUGUGCCCAAAUGCAUUAACAUAUGUUGGCCUAUUUAAUGGAAUGCUUCUGAUGAAUUGUUUGUUGGAUGCGUUGGUUGUCACUGAGGAGAUGCUUAGAAGUGGGUAUGCACCAUCCUUCUCUUCUUUGUCACAGUUAUUGAAAAGAUUAUUGAGAGUGGAGCAUUUAUCUGGUUCGAGAGGGUUUGUACAUAAUGUGUGCACAUACACUGCGUUAGUGUAUGGGCUGAGUGAGGAGAAAAUAUGGAAUGGAGUUUUCCAGGUAUUAAGGGAAAUGAAAAUUGUUGGGUGUAAACCAAAUCUAAUAACAUACACUGUCUUAAUUAAGUAUUUAUGCGAUGAUGGAAGGAUUCAGGAGGUGUUUGUCAUUCUUGCAAAUAUGGAGAAACAAAAAUGCUACCCAGAUUUGGUGACAUGUAACAUCAUUCUUCGUGAGCUCUCUCAUCAGGACAUGGCAGUUGAAAUUAGUGAGCUGAUGUCUCUGAUGGAUCAGAGGGGCUUAUCUCCCGAUUCAUUCACUAUAACUGCGUUGGCUGCUGGCAUGUUGAAGAAAGGAAAGCUAAGGAAUGCUAGUAAUUUUUUGCUUGAUGUUAUUUCACGGGGGUACAAUGUAGAUAUGGCUGUUUAUAACACGUAUCUGCACUCAUUAUGCUUAGACAGUGGAUAUAUAGAAGCAUUAUCUGUGAUUAAGAGUAAGACUAGUAAAGGUUUCACGCCAAACACCAUUUCAUACAACACUAUUCUGAAAGGAAUUUUCUCUGAAGGCAAUCUUGAUGACGCGUUUAGGUUUCUAGAUAAGUUAAACUUUGCCGCAGAUGGUCCAGAUAUAGUUUCUUUUAACACAAUUUUGUCUGGAGCAUGCAAACAAGGGAACUCUUAUAUCAUUCAGAAGCUUCUGGAUUGCAUGGAAGAUAAAAAAAAUAGAGCUUAA